CAUAUAUAUCAAGAAAAAUAUGGGUUUAGGAAAAACUAGGGAUAAUCCGAUCAACCGUUCAUCGGUGAGACACACAAGUCAUAAUCAUCCGUUACGGGUCUUCAAAUCCCAAGAAGAAGAUCAGAUCAUUUGCUCCGGAUGCGAACAUGAGCUAAUUGGGCAAGCUUUCAAGUGCACAAAGUCAGAGUGCGAUUACAUCUUGCACAAAUCAUGUUUCGACCUUCGCGGUGAGACUCAACACAAGUCUCACCCGAAUCACCCUUUAGCGCUGCUCUAUUCUCCACCGAAUGGUCUAUCUACUUACACGUGUGAUGCAUGCGGUGAGUACGGAUCUGCUUUCACUUACCAUUGCUCGGAGUGCAAGUACCAUAUUCACGUGGGAUGUGCGUUUGUUCCCGAGAACGUGGAGCGUGACGAUCACGAACAUCCACUCACUCUACUUUACAAUACACCUUGCAAAGGUCGUGAAGACGGUAUGAUGUUCAUAUGUGAUGUUUGCGAAGAAGAUAUGUCGGAGAAACUUUGGGUGUAUUAUUGCAAAGAAUGCGACUAUGGGACGCAUGUACAUUCAUGCACAUCAUAUGAAGAUAUUGAGCCAAAGAAGGGAGAAGAAAAAGAAGAAGGAGAAUCAAGCUCAUCGACUUCACAUAUAAAGUCAUUGAUGGAGGCUGAGAAAGAGAUGAGAGAGAUGGCGAUAAUACAUCAACUACAGUUAGAUGCUCUUGACGCAGCAGGUAGCUAUGUUGGAUCAUGGGAACCAAGAAGAAAAUAUUAUUGGUGAAUGAUGAAUGUUGGUGUGAGAAAGAUAACGAUCAACUUCACAACCACAAAACUUUGUUUGAAUUUCUCUCUUUUGUGAAUUUUGUUUACGAAAUAAAACCAAACAUAUGUGUUGUAAUAUUUGUAAGGUUUGCAAUAUAUA
Molecule: messenger RNA, 922 nt
Organism: Camelina sativa (false flax)
Lineage: Eukaryota; Viridiplantae; Streptophyta; Magnoliopsida; Brassicales; Brassicaceae
Product: protein VACUOLELESS GAMETOPHYTES
Source: RefSeq, a predicted model, not a curated record